CAAAAAUCAUUGUGCCUCGAGCACUCGAGUAUCUCCGCCGUCCUUUCCGCGUCAAAGAAAAUCCCCCCGUCUCGUCUCGUCUCGGCCUCCGCCCCUUUCGUCCUCGCCGAUCCCCCAUCUCGCGAGCACAGCAAGGGUUAGGGUUGGGGCGCCCAUCUCCAUCUGGCGAGCAGAGGCCGGGGAGGGAGGGGCGCCGUCGUCCUGCUGCAUCCUGGCGAGAUAGAAGCAUGAUGGCAAAGACCCUGCAAGGGACUCAACAGCAAUAUGCAGCAAGUGGAUUUCCUACCCAGCAAUACCCCACAAGUGGCUGGACACAAUCUGCAGCUGAAAUUCUUCAGUUGGAUAAUAUGGAUCAAGAUACAUCCGUAGUUCGCAAUAUUAUUCACCGUAAAAUUGUAGAGUACCUAAAUGAGCGGAAGGAAUUCUGCAACUUUGACCUAUCCUUUCUUAUGGAAAUUGGAAAAUGUAUUGACCGACAUCUUUUUGAGAAAGCUGAUUCAAAGAUUAAGUAUAUGGAUCUUGAAACUUUAAGAACCAGGUUGAAUGCUAUCGUCAAUUCUGCAUCAUUUCGGGGUAGUAUGUUUCAUUGGAGUGCUUCAGCAGCUUCAUCCAAACUAAACUCACAACAGCUGCCUGUGAUGGAGGUGCCCAUCUACCAUGAUAGAGUUACUCCUGGACCUAAUAAUCUGCCCUCCUGUGCAUAUAAUGUAUCCUCCACUCAGGGAUAUAACCAAUAUGAAAACUGUAUGGGUGCUGCUAACUUUGCUCAUUCGUUGGCUGAUAAACCCAAGCAGAUGCCUGAAAGAUUAGCAAACACCAUUUUUACCUCAUGUGCAUCAACUCUACCGAAAUGUAGCCCUAGUAUUGAUGUACUGCAUAUUGGCCAUAUAAAAGAACAUUUCUCAGGUGAUGCGUAUCAAAAUGAUAGUUCACAACCAUCAACCUCUGGGAGUUCUAGUUCUUUGUCAGCAGUGUGGGAUCAAACAACAUGUUCUAGUGCAAUGAGAACACUUCCGAUGGAUUCUUUCUCAACAGUGAACGGACAAAACCUUUCCACAAACAAUAAAAGUUUGUAUCCCACAACCGGUCAGGGACCUUUGUUGCAACAAUACAUAGAAUGUGAGAUGAAGCAAGAGACGUGGAGUCGGUCACUAGAGCAAUCAGAUCAGUCAAACAUUACCACUGGAAACCGUGACUUGUAUCAUGCUCAAAUUCAUCCGUACAUCAAUGGAGAGCACAAACGGGAUCGAUGCAUUCAAAUGAAAGAAAAACUUGGGCAUACUUCUGAUCAUGAAGGUUUCUCCAGGGAGAAAAGCUCAAAUUUAAGCAACCACUUUAUGCAUCAUCAGCAGGGCUUCAUGACUAAUUAUGGUGCUUGUAGCCCUGUAAGCAAGACAGUGGAUAGAGCUGAACAGACAUCAAAUAGUACUGUAUCAAAGCCGACUUCACCUGCUUCAGAUGGAUCUUCUGGCAAGCAUUAUCCAGCAAAACGCUUGAAAGUUGAUGUUCCCCAUCUUGUCCAUGUCAAUGAAAUGGAGGCUUCAAAGGAACAACAACCUGCUGCCAAUGAGACUUAUGCAUCUGCUGAAACAGUACAAUCUGAAGUCACUAAUUCACCAACAAAAUCACCAUGUUGUACUUCCUUGGGGGACAACAUUGCUUGCACCGAUAAUGUACAUGGAAUGGAUAUGGUCAGAUUGUCGGGGAGUGCUGUACAAACUGAAGAAGAAUUUCGUCGUGAAAAUAGUGACAUUGAGAUGAAGGAUGCAAAGGUUGAUUUAUUGGACCAAACAUUGUCAGGGGACAGCCUGAGGGCAAGGAAGAGAAGAGGGGCCUCAGUACUUUAUGCAUUAACUUCUGAGGAGCUUAAAGAUCACUUGUGUACUCUGAACCAUGAUACUUCUCAGAGCAAAGUGCCGACUGAAGAGCUGCUAUCAGUUGAAGGCUUGCCUGAUCAGAACACAUGCAAUUUAUGUGGGAUGGAAAGACUCCUCUUUGAGCCCCCUCCACGAUUUUGCGCGCUCUGUUUUAAAAUAAUUAAUUCUACAGGAUCCUAUUAUGUUGAAGUGGAAAAUGGAAAUGACAAAUCUUCAAUAUGUGGCAGAUGCCACCAUCUUAGUAGUGCCAAAGCCAAAUAUCAGAAGAGAUUCAGCUAUGCAGAGACAGAUGCUGAGGCAGAAUGGUGGGUCCAGUGCGAUAAGUGCAAAGCUUGGCAGCAUCAAAUCUGCGCACUUUUUAACCCCAAAAUCGUGGAUCCAGAGGCUGAAUAUACUUGUGCAAAAUGUUUCUUGAAGGAAAAGGAUAAUGAAGAUGUUGAUUCACUUGAGCCAUCUACUAUUCUGGGAGCACGCGAGUUACCAAGAACUAGACUAAGUGAUCAUAUUGAGCAAAGGCUUUCUGAGCGGCUUGUGCAGGAGCGGCAACAGAGGGCAAUUGCUUCUGGAAAAAGUGUUGAUGAGGUACCAGGAGUUGAAGGUCUUACUGUUAGAGUGGUAUCUUCAGCUGAUAGAACACUGCAAGUCCAACCACGUUUCAAGGAUUUUUUUAAAAAAGAACAAUAUCCUGGGGAAUUUCCGUACAAAUCAAAGGCCAUUCUCUUGUUUCAAAAGAAUGAAGGUGUAGAUGUAUGCCUGUUCGCCAUGUAUGUGCAAGAGUAUGGUUCAGCCUGCCCAUCACCAAAUCAAAGGCACGUUUAUCUUGCAUAUAUUGAUUCUGUCAAGUACUUCAGACCGGAAAUCAAGUCGGCCAGUGGAGAAGCUCUCCGUACCUUUGUGUAUCAUGAAAUUUUGAUUGGCUACUUGGAUUUCUGCAAGAAACGAGGGUUUGUAAGCUGUUCCAUAUGGACUUGCCCAUCUACAAAGCGUGACGAUUAUGUUUUAUAUUGUCAUCCUACAAUACAGAAGAUGCCAAAGUCUGACAAGCUUCGGAGCUGGUACCAGAAUUUGGUAAAGAAGGCUGUUAAGGAGGGGGUAGUUGUGGAACGGAAUACACUCUAUGACUUCUUCCUUCAGCCCACCAAUGAAUGCAAGACCAAUAUCUCAGCUGCAUGGUUGCCAUACUGUGAUAAUGAUUUCUGGCCUGGGGAAGCAGAGAGGCUCCUUGAAAAGAAAGAUGAUGACACCUCACAGAAGAAAGAAACUCAACUAGGAAGGCUUCUACGGGUUGCCAAACGUGAUGACCGGAAAGGAAACCUCGAGGAUAUUUUACUUGUGCAUAAGCUUGGAGAAAGGUUGCGAACCAUGAAAGAAGAUUUUUUAAUGCUUUGUCUGCAGCAAUUUUGCAAGCAUUGCCACCAUCCUAUUGUAUCUGGUAGUAGUUGGGUUUGCACCAGCUGCAAAAACUUCUUUCUUUGUGAACGUUGUUAUGCUGAGGAGCUGAAUACCCCUCUGAAGGACAGGCACCCAGCUACAACAAAACAAAAGCAUGCAUUUGAAAGAAUAGAGGAAGAACCUCUUCCAGAAACGGAUGAUGUAGAUCCAACAAUGGAAAGCAAGUACUUUGACAGCAGAAUAGAUUUCCUGAAGCAUUGUCAAGACAAUCAAUACCAGUUUGAUACUCUCCGGAGGGCAAAACAUUCCACAAUGAUGAUUCUUUAUCAUCUACAUGAUUCAACUUGUUCUUCUUGUCACCGUGCCAUGGAUCAAUGCUUGGCAUGGCGGUGCUUGGUUUGCCUAGGCUGCAACUUUUGUGAUUCAUGCUAUAAACAAGACGGUGAAAGUUUGCAUAUUCAUAAGUUGAGGCAGAAAAAAGACCAUCACGUAUUGCAGAAGUACACUCUACAGGACUACCUUGAAGGCUUGGUGCAUGCAUCAAGAUGUUUUGAUCGAAGUUGCACUUCCAAACUUUGUUUGACGUUAAAGAAACUGUUCUUCCAUGGUGUACGAUGUCAUACCCGUGCCCGUGGUGGAGGAGGUUGCCAUAUGUGUGUAUUCAUGUGGAAACUGCUGUUCACGCACUCACUGCUUUGUGACAAUGCAGACUGUUCAGCUCCCAGAUGCAGGGAUAUAAAGGCAUAUAUUGCUGACAGAAGCAUGACAGACCUUAGUAUAUCUGGAUGAGCUUCAUGUGAACUUGUAGAAGUUUUGUUAGACAAUACAAUUUGUUGCUAGAGAUGCAAUAAGCUGGUGUUGACCAUAGUAAGUGGCACAGUAGUGGCAAUAGCAGCAUAGUUUCGCUGGUUUCCCCAGUAUUUGCAUGAAGGCAUGCAGAUGGUGGUGGUUUGGGGAUCAACUUUAUCCUCGUAUUUUCUUGAAUCGCCUAUUUCGACUUUCGAUGGAGGCAUAGCAAAAACCUUACGUAGGCAAUCUGACAUGUUCCCGUAAAUACCUGUAUAGUUCCUUAUUAUAGCUAGAUUAAUAGGAUAGAGGAUUUUCAUUCCUUUUUAUUAUUCCUUUUCUUGAUUGUAUUGAACAAAGGCACAUUUUGUUCAGUGUUUCUGUGCCGUGGCAAAAGUCCAAAUUCAAUGAAUGUGUAUAUUUACUCCCUUGUCGAUCGA
Messenger RNA from Oryza sativa Japonica Group (Japanese rice), 4495 nucleotides. The record is from RefSeq and is a predicted model, not a curated record. NCBI's taxonomy places the organism in Eukaryota, Viridiplantae, Streptophyta, Magnoliopsida, Poales, Poaceae.